GUCAGAAAUGACUUGAAGGCACACGCCACACAAUGGUAUCUCUUUACUGUCUGUCAAGCUACUCUGUUUUUUUCCUUUACAAAAUCAUUUGUGGUCUCCAGUCUGGUUAAGGUGAGUAGUUAUUUUUAAUCUGUGAUUGCUUCCACAGAGACAAUUUCUUCAGCCUGUUCAACAAGCACCAUCUUUUGUCAGAUAGAUCCACUUUGUGCCUUCAGAUCUACCAUUGUCCCCAUAGUUUUCUCCUCAGAGAAAGCUUCCUCAAUCUGCACAAAAUACACACUCUUGGGAGAUUAUCUCACAGGAGGGGAAAUGGGGAAAGAAAAGGCAAAAUGGCACAUUUGUGCGGAAGAUUUUCAGAUGACGUCCCACUCAGUCGAGACUUCUCCUGGAAAUAAGGAGGGCCAACCUCCUUGAUGACAGGCACUCCUGGCCUUUCUUCCCCAGGUCACAGUCCAGGUGAACGUUUCUGUGUCUUAGGCCCUAUACAGAUGGGCAGGAAGGGGCAGCGAGACACUACCCCUUUCUGUCCCCGAUCGGUGCCGCAGCAAACACAUGCCACAGCACCAAUCUGGCCUCUAGAGCACAAAAGGAACCAGUUUUUCUGGCUCCUUUUUGUACCUGCGAAGCAGCGCCAUAGCCACAGCCGGCCAGCUUGAUCACCUCCCUUUGGCACAGCGCUGUUUGGAUGCUACGCCAUAUGGACAUCAGCAUAGCGUGUGCUUUCUGAACAUGUGUGUGCAAAGAUGGCACCUGGGCAGCUCAGGGAGGACUGUGAGCGUGGAGAUGCUCAGCCCUCACCCCGCCCGCAGGAUGGCGCUUUUUGCCUGUCUGUAUCAGGCCUUAGAGAUAUAUCCUAGACACAGGAACAUUCAGCUGGAUUGUGAUGCAGGGAAAGAAAGGCCAGAAGAGCUGUUACCAAGGAGACUGGAAGGUUGGAGGACAGGACUGGACUCUUAAGAAAGGGAAAGGUUCAGAGCUAACAAGGGGAAAGGGAGAAAGAAAGGAUAUCUGGGAUGCUUCAAAGCGGAGUAAUAGAGGAGGGAGCUGCAAUGUCACCAGCACUUUGCCCUAGUGCAGGGGUUUAAUGUUUUAUCCCGAAUGGGUCCCAAAUUCAGAUUCCCAAACUAUAACAAGUACCAAACAGCUUAUGCAAACCUGUACUAACAACCACUCUUAAGUAAAUUGAAGCUGUCAAAAUGACUUCAUCGUUUGGACGCUGGCUGCCAAGAGCGAAGGCAACAUUAAAUCCACGAAGCAUUCUGGUGACUGGGUCCAGUCGGGGUAUUGGCUUAGAAAUUGUCAAGCAGCUGGUUGAAAAAAGCAACCGGCCGGAAUUGAUCUUUGCCACCUGCCGGGACCCAGAUGGACCACGCUCCCAGAAUCUGAAAAAUUUGGCUGCCAAACAUCAAGGAUUGGAGAUCGUUCAACUGGACGUUUGCAAACCAUCCACCAUCAAAGAAGCCGCAGCCAAAGUCUCUGAGCUGCUGAAAGGAGCUGGGUUGAAUAUACUGAUAAACAACGCUGGGAUUAUAAAGGUAGAAAGUACUCUGGAAUCUGAGAAACAGGAAGACAUGUUGGAAGUUUUCAAAACCAAUGUGGUUGGACAUAUGUUGGUGAGCCAGGCAUUUCUGCCCCUUCUGCAAAAGGCAGCAAAAGAAAGCACCCACAAAGGCAUGAACUGCAAUAAAGCAGCCAUUCUUAACAUGUCCUCUGAAGCUGGCUCCAUCACAAAUGUCUACAUGUGGGAAGGUGCACAAGUCCUCUCUUAUCGUUGCAGCAAGGCUGCACUGAACAUGCUCACAAAGUGCCAAGGUCUGCAACACAAAAAAGAUAAGAUCCUGUGUGUCGCAAUACAUCCUGGAUGGUUGCAGACAGAUAUGGGAAAUUCUGGGGUACUGGCCCCUACAAAACUUGAUGAUGGUGUGCGAAGGAUCCUGGGUAUGCUUCCCUCUCUCUCUGAGAAAAAUACUGGCACUUUUGUGUGUUUGGAUGGGAAAACUCUUCCCUGGUGAGACACAGCUGGAUAGACACCUGUACCAGCUCUUUUCUACUUGCUUGGGCUUCAGGAAGAACUCUCUGCUAGCAAUUUGAGCUUGGACUGCAAUAAAUACCUUUUCCCUUGA
This is a messenger RNA of Sceloporus undulatus (fence lizard), 2123 nucleotides long. RefSeq names its product C-factor-like. The coding region runs from base 1197 to 2012 and encodes 271 amino acids. Lineage: Eukaryota; Metazoa; Chordata; Lepidosauria; Squamata; Phrynosomatidae. The transcript has 7 exons. The record is from RefSeq and is a predicted model, not a curated record.